Molecule: messenger RNA, 6051 nt
Organism: Meira miltonrushii
Lineage: Eukaryota; Fungi; Basidiomycota; Exobasidiomycetes; Exobasidiales; Brachybasidiaceae
Exons: 1
Coding region: 184-6009 (1941 amino acids)
Biological process (GO): meiotic chromosome separation; proteolysis
Cellular component (GO): cytoplasm; mitotic spindle; centrosome
Molecular function (GO): protein binding; cysteine-type endopeptidase activity
Source: RefSeq, a predicted model, not a curated record
CACGUGAUAAUUUAGGGAAAGAUGCUUAACGCGUACACACUGUAAGAUACGCGGGUUAGUGUUGUUCUCGUGUUGUUCCACUUUUUCAUUUAUGAGCCUUUACCACCAUUCAAGAAACGAACGAUAGACGUACAAACACAUAUGACGGAACGAUCCUAAGUCUCCCGUGAUUAGCUCGUAAACAUGCCAGCAAGGGUACUGCAAACCCGACAAGAAGCAGGUCCUUCGAGAAGUGUCAGAGAAACGCCUGAUGCAUCUUCACGUCGAACGACAGUUCCCAAAGCUCGACCAGGACAGGCUGUUGCAUCAUCAAGGACGGUGGCUAGCAGCUCUUCCGCGAGCAGUGCGACUGAUAAGCCUAAAGUAGCUGCUACUUCAACAUCUCGUACAACAGACCCUCGAAGCAGCAAGUCAGCUCCUCAAGAUGCAUUACUGGAAGAUCUGUCGAAACCGUCUAGAUGCAGAGGGGAGCAGGUCCAAUCGCUGCUUCUCCUACUGAAUUCAUCUACAGACGCCUUGAAUGUUCGAAUAUUUCACAAAGAUUCGAUAUGCGGUACACAACAAACCGAUGAACAAAAUGAUAAAGAAGCAGCCAAGCGGGUCCUCAUUGCAAAACAAGUGGUCAAUAGUAUCAUCAAUGCACUCAAUGAUCUUGUCACAUCUUCUUGGAAGCCAGAAAAGACCAAGGAAGCGGAUGGUGCUUCACCACAGCCCACCCUAUCCUCCUCUCGACCUUCAUCGGUAGAAAGUAUGAAAAAGCAUGCAAGCACUUCUGCAAGACCGGUGCAAUCUUCACAGAAGAGCAAGAUGUCUACUACCGACACAAAAUCGACAUCAAAGCUUAACAUAUCGUCAGACAAUGUGACAGCGCUUCUUGAUUGCUUUCGAAUCGCCAUAGAAUACCUACUCCAAAAGCUACCAAUCGAAAAAAGUAAAGAGAUUGAAGGAAUACGUUUGAGUGUGAUCCGGAAAGUAGUCGCACUGGAACUAUUUGAGAUUGCAUCUUACGACUUGGAGCUGGUACGGAUUGCGAAAAAGCUCAGUGCAUCACAGCAACGGACUGGGCAUACAGACUGCUUUCUAUUAGACGAUUCUGCUGUGAGGGAGAUAUCCGAUCCGGGUUCAGCGAUUACUCUGCUCGAAAUACAAUGUCUAUCAUUUGUCACCUCAUUAUCGCUGGCUUCACGAACCAAAGCCUCAAAAAUGCUCCAUGAUGCCGUCGAUCACUCCAAUGGCCCACUGAGAUUGCAAUGGAGGAUACGGAAAGACUUGAAGGACAAGGUAGACGCAAAAGCGGUUGAUCGACAUGCAUACACGAUUGAAAGGGCUAUAUCAAAGCUCAUCUCUGCGCAAGGAGAGGAAGAGCCAGAGUUUACCUUCGCUUGUAGAAGUGCAUCGCUGAAGUUCCUCCAAAGCGUUUCAGACUUGGACUUGAGCGCAUUUUGGGAUCGGGCUGCAAGGGUGGGUAUCUCGCAUUUCCGAGCCACAGCUGAUGAUGAAGGGAAGUUCAAGGUAUUUGAGCAAAUCAAUAAUCUCUUUAAACAAUUGACAAAAGAUGGUGAAAAGUAUGGAUCGAUGUACAAUCACCCUCCACAAGACAUCUCUUCAAGCAAAGAAUACAAGACUUUUCGUGAUACUUGGCAGCAUCUUGCUCGUAAGGCUGGAAGCGUUUGUCAUCGACUAACGUCUGAGCCGCUGCGAGCCGAAAAGGCAUAUCUGGAGGCCAUCCAGAAUAUAGAUGAUUCGAUUUGGCAAAGUAUUAGCGAAAAGGCAGGCAAAAUGCCCAUCUGUUAUUUAUUUCAGCUCGAGGUAAUGAAUGACAAAGAUGGUGUUCGUACUCCCUUGCAAGAUACCGGCCGAUUGAUCAAAGUGGUGUUGGAAUUGCAAAUAUAUGAGCUGCUUCGGUUCCAGAAAGGAGAGCGAACGAUUUUUGAUACCCUGGCAGCAAUGCAAAGUGCCGCCGUCGAAGCUCUCCCGAGUGUAAUGGAAAUGUGCAUGGAAAUACUCGAUCAUACAAUUCAUCGUGAAGAGGGUCCGAGAGCACUUGAUGUCGUCCUGAACCGUUUGUUGGAGUAUUAUGACGAAAAGACGAUGCCAUUGCGAAGAGCGCGUGUUCUUCUCCGUCAAAUAGAGCGUCACUUGUUUUACCCUCGUGACGGCGAUGCGUUCAACCAAGCCAAGGUGAUGAUGGAAGAGGUUGCUUCGUUGUUGGGAAAGAGUGAGAUUGGAAAAGAUGUUGGAUUGCUGCGGUACAAAUCUCAAUAUUCUUCAACGCUCAGCUUGCUUUGGGUCAUGUUGGACAUGCGUCAAUCACACGACUCGGAAUCGAUCAUUAGUCAUCUUCAGAAAGGGGUACAUUCGCUGACAGAAGCACUCCCACCAGACACUAAAAAGGAAGUUGCCAAAGGUGAUGAUGCUUCAAACAAAAUAUUGCGAAAGACGAGCGCUCCUCGUCAAGUGAACGUUCGUGAACCCAAGACUCCACCAUCACGAUCACAAGAACAAAAGAAUUACAAAGCAGUUACGACGAUUGUGCAGAAAACAGAGUCAGAGAUUUCAUCAACACAGAAACAGAAUCAGUUUGAUAAUGUGGAUCGCUUAUUGCGUCUCCUAGAAUGGUCUCAAGGCUGCGAUGCAUGGCACGGAUCAACAGUUGUGAGCGUACAGGUCAACAAAGUGGGUCGCCGUAUCACCAAAUUAUUGGGAACGGCUGGCAACGAUAGACAUCUGGUCUUUUCUGCCAAUCUGAUUGCUCAAUAUACGUCUUUAGGACAAUACAAGCUUGCCAGUCUGAUUGUUCGUGAGGUUAAAAAUGUCGAACAUGCAGGAGGUGAAGCCUGGGCCCGCUUUACACUAGCAGAAGCAGAUUUGCAGAGUCAUGUAGGACAAAUGAAGGAGAGUAUAGUCACCUUUGACAAAGCCGUUGAGAUCUUGGAGCACCUAGAUCCGAUCGAAAAGUCAUCUGGUCUACAAAGCGCCCUGCAACGUAUCUCACAUACGGAAAUGCAAGCAAGUGCAUUUCGUACAUUUGGUCAAAUUCACUCGGCAAAAGGUAAUCUGACCGCAGGCUUGCAAGCAGCUAUUGAAAGUGUGAAGUUGUCGAUGAAGAGUGGUACUAUGUUAGCCCGCCUUUCCGCAAAGAAGGAUGAAGAUGAAGCAAAUGCUUCUCCUUUCGUUGCACAGCAACAACACCAACCGCAAGCAACUUCGCCCGUCCAAAAAGCCAGCAAUCGAAAAUCAUCGCCGAAUCUACGUUUCUCUUCCCCACUUUUGGCUAUGUUACAUGUUCGAAUGGUGAAAGCGUUGCAUGAAUCGUACAUUCUUGUUAGCAAAAUUCAUUGUAUUCGUGGAUCCGCACGGGAUGCAGAAGCAUUUGCUACAGAAUGUGUCGAAUUUGAUGCACAUGCUCAAACGCCCGCUCUCCAUUCUUUCGCACUGCUACAUAGAGCUUCCAUUAGAUUACGAAUGGGUCAAGCACAGGCUGCUACAGAUGAUGUCGAAGCUGCGAUUGUCUUGAUCGAUUCUCAGCAUGAUACAAUCAUUCAUGCUACUUUGGCAUUCUUGCAAGGCGACCAACACUUUAAGCUGCAAUCCUUUGCUGAAGCAAUGAACCAAUUCGGUAAAGGUCAAAAGAUCUUGUCAAAGAUUGACACUGCAUUUGCAGCGGAGAACAAAAAUCCAGACGAGGUAAUGGAAGCAGCGUUACCCACUUUGAAAGCUUUGUUGAUUCGAAGGCAAGCUUGGCUGCUGCAUAUUACUGGUGAAGAAGAAGCGUGUGAACAGAUGUUGGAUUCGGCAAAGUUGUCCGGAUAUCAGCAGGAUGCUGGCGAGACGGAUGUUUUGCGCGGGAAGAUUGCAAUCCAACAAGCUCUCGCAAGUCUCAAACGGGAUCCACAAUUAGAUCUUUUACCAGACGCAACCAUCUCUCUUCCCUCGGUAUUGAAAGGAUUCGCUACAAGACCUCGACAGAAAGAAUCCUAUUCCAGCCCCCGCAAGAAAGAGGCAGGCAAAGCUGCAUUUGAACAUCUUCGGAAUGCUUCGAGACUCUUUGAUCGAGUAGUCGAUCAAGGCAACACAGUCUCUAGUACUGCACUCCAGGAAGCUCUUGUGCAGAAAACCAUUUGCACAACGCUUUUGGCAACGUUGACUUCCAGCAUGAACAUGCAAGCUCAAGGAGCGCAAUUACAAGCCAUUACUUUGGAGAGGGAGUUGGACGAGGUGAUGGAGAGCAAAUUGGCUGGAUCAAAACGUUUUGGCAGUAGUCAUGGCGGAUCUGUGAAGAUUUGGCCGCGUUUUGUGAAUGCGAGUGCAGCUCCGAAGAGCAAUCUUAAAAAGGGAGCUAUGAUAAAGAGCAAGGCAAUCAGCACAGAUGAGGAUUCAAGUGAAAGUGAGUCAAUUGACGCACCUCUUAGAGCACAUUGGCAAGCAUUGAAAGAUCGUCGAAAGGUGUCCUUGCAGGAGGGUCAAGGGUUACCUUCUCAUUGGACUGUCGUAUCCAUCUCCUUUGCUAGAGAGCGAAAUUGCAUGCUCUUGACACGUAGAGAUGGUGGUCAAGAAGGCCAAAGUAGCCUGUACAGCAUCCCGGUUGAUCGACAAAGUCGUCGGGAAGGUGAAGAAGAGGAAGACACAAGUACGGUGGAUGCAAUCCUAGAACAAUUGCGUCAAAUCAUCGCAGAGAGUAACGAAGCAACUCAUUCGGCACAAAAUCUACAGAGCCUAGAUGCACGAAAAGCUUGGUGGACAAAGAGACGAUUGUUAGACGCAAAGUUGAAGGCAUUGUUGUGUGUUGUCGAAAAGACAUGGUUGGGAGCGUUCAAGAGUGUUCUCUUGGAGAGCCUUUCGAGCUCGGAGGAAAAUAAAGCUUUCUUGCAGAGCUCCUUACAGGCAGUCUUUGCCAAGUCAUGUGUCAGCCAAUCGGUCAAAGGUCGGAAAGCAAGCAAGCAAGAUAUAUCUACAGAGAUUGAUGAUCAGAUUUUGGAAAGGUUCUGUGCAUUGAAAGCAAGUGAUUGUACAGAUGAAGAGUUGGAGGAUCUGGCUCAUUAUGUGAUAGACGCUUAUCAAUGCAGAGGAAUUCCCAUUGCAGUGGAUGAAGUGGAUAUGGACAUUUGCGUAACAGACAUCCGAGCAGCGCUGGAGUCCUACCGCGCUCGUGUAGUGCAAGAAGAUCAUGAGGAUGCAAAGGACGAUGAUCACCACUUAUUCUUGAUUUUGGAUAAGGACAUGUGUGCAAUUCCUUGGGAAAGCAUGCCAUGUCUGCGAGGCAAAGCAAUUUGUCGAGUUCCAUCAAUGGACUUCCUUUUUGACCGUUUGCAAAUGGCUCCUGAUGGUCAGUUCACGAUAGAUUCUCAAAAGACUCGCUUGUCCUACGUGCUCAAUCCUAGUCAAGAAUUGAUUCGUACGCAAGAGAGGUUUUUGCCAUUGCUACAAAAGAAUGUCACGCCAUCGUCAUCGUCCAUCAGCUCGGUUCAGCAAACGCCAUCAAAUCGAACACAAAGACCUUCUCUGUUAGAUGGGAUGAAUUAUAGCUUGCCAACAAAACCCAAAUGGAGAGGAAUCGUUGGACGCACGCCGAUCUUGGAUGAAUUUGCACAUGCAUUAGAGUCAAACGAUAUCAUGCUCUAUUUCGGUCACGGUGGAGCGGAACAAUACAUUCGUACAUCUAGAUUGCGAUCCCUGAUGCGUUGCGCUGUGACAAUGUUAUGGGGUUGCAGCAGUGGAGUUUUAAGGGAGAUGGGCGACUUUGAGCGGAGUGGAACUCCCAACAACUACAUGUUGGCAGGUUGUCCUUCGUUGGUGGGUAAUCUUUGGGAUGCAACCGAUAAGGAGUUGGAUGGGAUAAGCGAGAACGUCAUGAAGUUAUUCGGCCUGAUUACCGAUCAAGUGAAUGAGGCACCACCGAAAGGCGUAUCUUUGGCUAAAGCGGUCGCGCAAAGUCGUGAUGUUUGCAAGCUACCUUAUUUGACUGGAGCAGCAUGUGUAGUAUAUGGUAUGCCAGUCUACUAUCGAUAGAACAAUCAAUAGAUGUAUGUACUUUUACUUCAUUAUACCACG